AUGACUAUCACACCUGACACAUCGACUGGAUAUGUGCAUAACCUCACCCCCAGCCAAGAGGCUAAGCUACGUGAGCUGUGGAUUCUGAUUUUUACCUCAGCGGCCUCUGUCCUCUCAGCGGUGUAUGAAGUCCCCCUCCCAGAGGGCUCGCCUAAUAAACUCUUCGAGAUCCUGGACAGAGUCAACGAGCCUACGGUUGAUGCUAUCCUCAAUGCUUUGAAGGAGCAAGACAAUAAUGGAAACCCAUCAGACAGUAAUGGCGUGGCUAAUCAAAGCAAUGGAGAUGGGAACGAGUUGCAUGACGGAGGAAAUAAAGAGCAGGAAUCUCUCGACAAAGUGGACGCUCUCAUGAACAAAGACGCGAAAAAGAACAUCAUGUCGGAGAUUGAAACGAAAAAAGUCACCCCCGCACAUUUCUCAGCGCUCUUCGCACAGCUCCGAAAGACGGGCGUCCACGAAUCAGAAAUUAAAUCCAUGGAGAAGAUCUUGUCCAAAAUGACCCCGGAAGAAAUGUGUUUCUCCAUCCUGAAGAUGAUCAAGCAGGAACAUCCUGAUAGUUUACUGCUUCGAUUCCUGCGAGCUAGAAAGUGGGAUGUUGGCAAGGGUUUCACGAUGAUGGCUACUAAUAUCCUCUGGAGAAGAGAAAUGGAUGUUGACGAUGAUAUUCUCCCCAAGGGGGAAUUGUAUGCUCUUGAACAAUCUCGUGAUGACAAACUUACAGCGAAGCAGAAGAAGGAAGGGCAGGACUUUAUCGAGCAGCUCAAGACUGGGAAGAGUUUCCUGCAUGGAUUUGACAGACAGGGACGACCGGUGAAUUAUGUGCGAGUGAAGAUUCAUAAACCCGGAGCCCAGAGUGAGGAAGUUUUGGAGAGGUACAUUGUGCAUGUCAUUGAGACGACAAGACUUAUUGUGGUUCCUCCGAUUGAAACUGGCACAAUUGUGUUUGACAUGACCGGCUUCUCUUUGUCCAACAUGGAGUAUCAACCCGUCAAGUUCAUCAUCAAAUGCUUCGAAGCCAACUACCCCGAAUCACUGGGCCUACUUCUCAUCCACAACGCGCCCUGGAUUUUCUCCGGAAUCUGGAAACUCAUCCACGGCUGGAUGGACCCCGUUGUCGCCUCAAAAGUCUACUUCACACGCUCAGUCAACGACCUCGACAAAUUCAUCCCGCGCGACCAAAUUCCUCGCGAACUCGCCGGUGACGAAGACUGGGAAUACAAAUAUAUCCAGCCAGAAGAAAACGAAAAUGAGAUCAUGGCAGAUACAGAAACACGCGACUCCCUCAUGUAUGAACGCAUGAUGAUCGGCCUACGAAUGUUCGCUGCUACCGCGGCCUGGAUCUCUGCUACGGAUUAUUCCAAGGACAAAGAGGAUAAGGAGAAGGUUGAAGAGAUAAAGGCACGUCGGAAUGAUAUCAUUGAGGAGUUUAAGCAGAAUUAUUGGAAGUUGGAUCCGUAUAUUAGAGCUAGGGCGUUGAUUGACCGGGAUGGGGUUUUGAAACAGGAUGGAACGGUUGUCGUGCAUGCUAGUUCUAACGGGGAGAGUGAGUCUCAAUGA
This is a messenger RNA of Penicillium daleae, 1557 nucleotides long. Its product is annotated as CRAL-TRIO domain-containing protein. Bases 1 to 1557 code for a protein of 518 amino acids. The transcript has 4 exons. The record is from RefSeq and is a predicted model, not a curated record. Lineage: Eukaryota; Fungi; Ascomycota; Eurotiomycetes; Eurotiales; Aspergillaceae.